AUGGCUCGAAGGGCACUCGUGACCUUUACGGAGACGACGAAUGUUGCACCGAGCGACGCUACUGAAUCACGAUCGGGAUCCGCGACGACGAUUUCCGUAGAGUACUUUUUGGAAAAUCCGCAAUGGGCUGCCACAUCCUCACGGCCUUCCUCCAAAGAUGAACUGUUUAUUACCAUCCGGGAGUUUCCGGUUAUCUUCGGGAUGACAGGCGAUCAGUGCUCCGACGAGGCGCUGGGCAAACAAUUGCACAGUCGGACCUUCCAGAUCGGGCCGCUCCGUCUGAACUCUACACUCUCCGGCCGCCUCCCCGCGGUGGACGUCCCUCUCCACUCCCACCAAAGCAUCCUCGGCCGCUCCAUCCUCGUCAUCAGCACCAAAGGUAAACGCGCCUGCGCCACCAUCACCACCACACAGCCUUUCACCAGUCGACUGGCUAUCGCCCGCAUCCGGGGCUCCAUUGCCGGCGAUGUGUACUUCCGGCAGUACGCGGCGGCCACCAUCCAUACCACCAUCUUCGUUGACCUUUACAAACUCAUCCCGGAUGGGAUGGCCAAGAAUGUCACCUAUAAGUGGCUGCUGAUGACCACGGGACCGUUGGAUCGCAGCCGCCCCGAGGAUGAAGUUUCCUGUCGCAAUAUGCGCGUGCUGUAUGACCCGGAUUUCCGGGAUGAGGCCGGUUGUAGCCGGGACGCGCCGCAGUCUUGUAAAAUUGGGAAUUACGAGCAGAAGUUUGGCGGAUUGUUGAUCGGGUGGGUGGGUGCACCGCAGAAGGCCUUUUACACGGACACGCAAUUCUCCCCGUCCGGGACGACGGCCGGCAGACGGAUUUAUGUGGCGGUAUUCUCUCCGUUGAAUCCGCUGGUUAGUGUGGCGUGUGGGGAAAUUCGGAUGCUGCCGCCCAAGGUAGCCGAGGCAUCCUUCAGUCAGGAUGGUGUUAAAGGUUUGCUGAAAUUUGUGCAAGUGUCCCCGCUGGAUCCAACGGAAGUGUAUAUAAAUUUAACCGGCUUGGCUUCCCGCGCCAACUCCUACCAGCUCCACCAAUUUCCCCGCCGGCAGCGCAUCAAGCGCAACGAAGAUCUCUGUGUUGCAGCUCACAUUGGCAAUCUCUACGACCCCUUUAGAGCUGCAUACAAUCUCGGUUUGACCGUCAACGUCAGUACCGUGGACCAGUGGCCAGUGGGUGACCUAAGCGGACGGCACGGCAAUCUCAGCGGUGUUGACAGUUAUGAUGCGGCAUACGUUGACGAGAAUUUACCAUUGUUUGGAUCACUGAGUAUCAUUGGCAGGACAUUGGUCAUUUACAAUAACAGCGUUAACGGAUCCAGAUGGAUGUGCAGCAGUGUGUGGUCGCGAGGGGAAACUGUAACAGCGAGAGUACGCUUCUUUUAUACUGUCGGUGGGGAAAUAUUUUUGCGUCAGGCUGCGGACGAUUGGAGAAGUGAGACUACCAUAUUCGGCAACCUGUUUUACACAAACGGUGUACCGCCGAACUUCACCAGCAACCAUCCGUGGCGUGUCCAUUCCGGCAUUGUAGAGCGGGAUGCGUUUUCCUUUGAUGACCGGUGCAUUAACGCGCUGGAUGUGUACAAUCCUUUGGAUAUGGAUAUACGAAAAAACUACGCAACGGAGUGCCUUCCAUCCCGGCCACUGCGCUGCCGCUUGGGUGACCUUUCUUUAAAACUGCAAAAUCUGGUGGUGGCCCUAAAGGGUUCCAUUGGAAACGGGCGCUUUCUGUUUACGGAUUCCUUCUUGCCGCUCACCGGGCCCAUGAGUGUUGUGGGCCGGUCAAUUGUAAUUUACACUAAAGAACAGGGAACUGAUCGGCUAGCCUGUGGCAACAUCCAGAAGGUUUAUCCAGUGAAAGCGACGGCAAAGACCUGGGUAGGUAAAACCAACAUCAAAGGUUACAUCACCGCAUCACAGCCUACUAGCUUCCAAGACACGGAAGUGAUUAUUAGACUGCAAGAGCUAGACCGCGCCGCGACAUCCCUGACGGUUCAUGUGGGUCCGGUGGAGAACGACUUGGUUAUUCCCUGCACUGAAGAAUCCCUUGGAAAGGACUAUAAUCCUUUGAAUACGUCAAACGCACCGUCGCAGAACACAUCAUUGUCGGCUGAAGUGUCAACAGACGAUUUAUAUGCCGUUGGUGACCUUAGCGGUAAAUACGGAUCUCUGUCUGGAUUAAGCUCUUAUGACCGGCAAGCUUUCGAUGAGAAUCUUCCGUUGGCCGGUCUGAACAGUGUUGUGGGCCGCUCUGUGGGAGUAAGACAGAGCCUGGAGAGCCGCAGUUUAGCCUGUGCGGAUAUCGUCCACGAUAUUGACGAGCAGGAUAUCAAAAUCAAAAUCGUACACGCUAUUGCCGAAUUUCCUGGACCUUUCUUGUGGGGCUACAUGCGUAUGUUCCAGGUAGUAUACGCCGACGGAAGUACAUCACCGUUGACCAUUCAGUCCCGUCUGGCGCAUAUGGUCAAUAACACCAUCGACUACCUGAGACCAACUUCCGAGUACCGAUGGUCAGUGUGCCAGUUGCCGGUUGCUACGGAUGCCGCAAUUAUUUACGAAGAUUUCCGCUGCAUCACCGCGGGCUUGACCGAUAAUUACUUUAACACCUUUGUGGAAGGGCAAGAGUACCGUGAUGAGUGUUGGGCCGGUAAUCCAACACGGUGCUCAUAUGGGGACGUGACGCGCCGUUUAGGAAAAGUUCGCAUUUCUUUCGACGAACGCCAAGUCUUCACCGACGAUAUCUUGCAACUGCAAGGAAACAUUUCCCUUAUCGGACGGUCAAUUGUGGUUUUCGAUACAAGAGAAGGCGAUCAAAGGGAAAUUCGGUUGGCGUGUGCAAAUAUUCUGGAGGAAGAACACGCACAAGUGACAAUUAAUCUGCAGCAUGCCGGCAUUUUUGACAUCGUGGGAUUUGAAGAGCACGUGGUGCGAGUGUCCAAUCUGUCCCAAUGGAACGUGCAGAUUGAUUUCGGCAAUGUCAAACGCAUGUACCAGGACUCUUGCGUGGUGGUGGACGUCCAUUUCAGGGCACCCAAAGCCCUUAGCGUCAUGCGGGCAUUUACCAAUCUGAUCGAUCUGGACCAGUUCUCGUUUCUCGGAUAUCAAAACUGUGAUAAGAAGAAGUACCGCAAAUUAUUAGCCAUGCUGACGGGAGCAGUGACCGUCUCUUCUUCCGAUCGGGAAGCGGAAGACGAUCACGAUGGAGCUGUACGACUGUUAAGCGGCGGCGGCAUAUAUCACGUUGCUUUGUUAAUUCUCGCAUUUUUUGCAUCAAAAUUUUUGAUGAUAUGAUUUCUAUUAAGAUUUCAUGUUUACCAAUUGCGGCAGAAAUUGUUCCUGGCGCAAAAACCUUUACCUGAAAAAAUUGUGAUAUA
Molecule: messenger RNA, 3377 nt
Organism: Paramacrobiotus metropolitanus
Lineage: Eukaryota; Metazoa; Tardigrada; Eutardigrada; Parachela; Macrobiotidae
Exons: 11
Coding region: 1-3294 (1097 amino acids)
Biological process (GO): superoxide metabolic process
Molecular function (GO): metal ion binding
Source: RefSeq, a predicted model, not a curated record